Penaeus vannamei (Pacific white shrimp) is the source of this 3165-nucleotide messenger RNA. The record is from RefSeq and is a predicted model, not a curated record. Lineage: Eukaryota; Metazoa; Arthropoda; Malacostraca; Decapoda; Penaeidae.
AUUUACUGUAAAUAUGGCAGUUGGAUUCCAAUGAUAGUCAUCAAGUUGGGGGUAUAAGUUAAAGAAAGUGAUGCGCGUAGAUAGAGGGAAAUGGACACUGUCAUCUUAUAGAGCAGAAAAAAUAAGAUAAGGAUUAGGGCAGAGAGAUAAAUCAUGGCCGGCAGUGAGGAUGACGGGGAAUGGAGCCCCUGGGAGAAGGAGGAGGACCCAGAGGAGAGUCGGCCUCUCAUACCUGCAGUACAAGUCCACGGUCAGACUGAUAGUAUGGAGAGCCAUGGGUCAUCAUCCCCCAUCCUGGGAAGGAGCUCUCCUACCAAAAAGGUGCAAUACUUCACAGCCCUCUCAGCUACCAUGGGAGCACUGGCAAUGGGAACAGUGCUAGGGUACUCCUCUCCUGCAGGGCCCUUGUUGAUGUCCAAUGCAACUGCAGGGCCAGUUCAUCUUACCAAGGCCCAGAACUCGUUUUUCUCAUCAUCCAUGAAUCUUGGUGCGCUAGCUGGUGGUCCCAUAGGGGGUGUCUGCCUCAAUAAGCUGGGGAGAAGAGGGACAAUGCUGACUUCUGUUGUGCCGUUUGUUGGUGGUUGGCUUCUUAUUGCUUUUGCUCAGAAUUUUGCCAUGUUGAUGACAGGCCGUAUUAUUACUGGCUUCUGCGCAGGAAUCACUUCAUUGGUUGUCCCAACAUACAUUGGAGAAUUUGCCUCACCUGACAUAAGAGGCACUCUGGGAAGUGCAUUCCAGUUAAUGGUGACAAUUGGUGUUGUUUAUUCUUACGCCAUUGGAGCUGUUGUGAAGACGUGGCAGAUGCUUGCUGGACUCUGCAUUAUUCCAGCUUUGAUUUACUUCUUGAUGGUCUUCUUUGCUAAAGAAUCUCCAAAUUUUCUACUCUCAAAAGGAAAACUGGAUAAAGCUACGGAAUCAUUACAGUACUUUAGAGGGAAGGACUACAAUAUCCAGACAGAACUGAACAUGUUGCAGCAGUCAGUGGAGGAUGCAAAGCGCAAUAAGGCUUCAUUUAAGGAUCUUUUAAAACCAUACAUCUUGAAGCCACUUUUGAUCUCCCUCACUCUGAUGUUCUUCCAACAGUAUUCGGGAGUGAACCCAGUUCUUUUUAAUCUUGCCACCAUCUUCGAAGAUUCAGGAUCAACAAUCUCAGACAGCAUCAGUUCCAUAACCAUCGGUGUUGUACAGGUUCUGGCAACUCUUUUGGCGACAAUACUCAUGGACAAAGCAGGGAGAAAGCUCCUGUUGAUUGUUUCUGCUUCCAUGAUGGCUCUUUCUCUCACUGCACUUGGGGAAUUCUUCUAUGAGAAAAUGGAGGAUGAGACAUGGGCAGUGGAAACCUUAGGCUGGCUGCCUUUAGCAUCCCUAAUUAUCUUCAUUGCUGCCUUCUCAAUUGGUUAUGGCCCCAUUCCGUGGCUGAUGAUGGGAGAGCUUUUCCCCCCUAAUGUGAAGGAAGCUGCAGCUGGUCUAGCAACUAUGGUCAAUUGGACCCUGUCAUUCAGCAUCACUCUGAUAUUUGUGCCUCUUCAGGAUGCCAUUAGUGACUUUGGUGUCUACUGGCUUUUUGCAGGAGUAUGUGUGCUCAAUCUCAUAUUCUCUGUGACAGUAGUUCCAGAGACAAAGGGCAAGACACUGGAAGAAAUAUCAGCUUAUUUUGGUGGGCCAGUAGUUUCCACUGAAAGUGAUGCAUGAGUGUGAAGAAGUUUACUCCCUUAAAAAAAAAUAUUUAUUAUUAUAUUUAGUUUUAAAUUUUGCUUAAUUGCUCUAUGAAGUGCUGUAAAAAAUAUGAUUGAUAAGUGUAUGUUAGAUUUAUAACAACAGUUUAAUCUAGAGCAUUUAGCUAAUUCCUAAACUUACUGAUUUGGUGUAUGUCACAUGUGAAUGUUUUCAUUGACACCAUUUUUGAGUGAAUUGCAUCACUAUUUAGAUAGUUUUUUCACUGAUUAUGUGAUUUACAGGGUUGUGAAUGAAAGUUAUCUCUAUUAGAUUAUUGUUUCUUCUGGACAGAUGAUCUAAUGAACUUUGGUCUCACCUAAACAUCAUUUUAUUUUUAAACAUUCCGAUAACAUGAAUCAACUUGGGAGUGAUAUGGCAUAGUUGUUUUGAAGAACUUCUUAUAUUUGUUGUGUAGCUUUAUGAACUAUCUUAUGAGGUACAAAAUUUUUCAGUUUACCAAUUAUGAAUCAUGUACAAAAUAAACCAAGUUGUAAGAUGUUCUUUGCAGUUUCUACUCCUGAUCAUGAAGCCUUGUAGGAAUUGUUAAAAGAUUCAUGAAUAUAUUUUUGAUAAUGCUUUACUGCAGAGAAUGAUAGUUUAUUAUUUCAUAACUAAAGGAAAUAUGGAAUGGCAAGAGAUACAUGUCAUGGCCGUUGUAAUUUUACUUUGUUGGUUUUAUGCAUUGAUAGCUUCAUAAAUGUCUAGUCACCAAGGAGUCAGUUACUGCUCCUAUUUACCUCACGUGUUUAUCUUCUUUUUUGAUUAUUGUUUAUAUUGUUUUUUUUUUUUAUUGUUAUUAGUAUUUUAAUAAUAUUGUGUUAAUCAUGUUAAUGAUAAUAAGAACAAUAUCAAUAUUAAUAUCUUAAAUUAACAACAAAAAACAAAGAAAUGUAGAAAUCAGUUGAGGUCAUGUAGGGUAUACUAAGUGACUCCUUGGCGGCUGAGCAAAUGUGGAUCUGUGUAGAACAAUAUGCAAUGAGUCAGUAACGUUUGAUUUAGUCUUACUGAAUAGUCAAUAUUCAAGUCAGAUUACUCCUUUAUUUUAGUUUUUUAUACCAGAGAGGGAUACGCAUUUCUAUAUAGACAUGGUAACUAUUUUCUAUUUUUCUUAUUGUGCCUUUAUAAAAAAUUAUAGCAUAAGUUUGGAUUUGAAUAACCAUGUUCCUUAAUAAGAAGAGAGGACAAUUGAUGCAGUGCAUAUAGUGUGCCAGAAUUUGCAUGAUUUUUAUCAUAAAGUUUUACCUUGCCUUAAUUGUUUACUGUAAAUUCCUCAAGAAAAAUUCUUUAAAGGUAUUAUUUGUGGACCAGCACCACAUUUUUUUAUUGUAAGUUGCAAGUAAAAUUAGUGUUAUCAUAUAUAUUGUUCUUUUGAAAAAGGAUUUAGCUUGUUGUGUAUUCAGAUGAAUUAUAUGAAUAUAUAUUCCAAUUAAAUAUUGUUAUUGAAAUGUU